CAUUAUUGAUGUGCAACGAAGAGCUCCUUUCGGCAUCCGUGUCUCGUCGGAAGGAAAACAACAAACGUUGUGUCCUCGAUGGAUGGCAAUGCACCGUACCGUAGUUYGCAAGGCAUUGCAGCGUGCAACAUUGCCCUUUGUGCCCGGUUUGGUGUGCCGCGGAACCAAACCAGCCCUUGCUCCGCCGCCUACAGACCCACGACGACGGGGCAGCACAGCUUCCGGAUGGCCUUGACGACCGAGAGGGCCACGAUCGCGGACGUCCGUGGAUUCGUUUUCGAGGGAGCCGCCUCCACCUCCACCGCUAUGGUCCCCGCGGCACCCCGGAAGGAGAGCAAGACGCGGUUGCCCCCGGCCCUUGGAUCCGCGACGAGGCUCGCCCUGGUGGCGUCGAGGCCGGCCGUCGCCAGGGCGAGCAUCGCGGCGACGUUGGCGUUCUUGGGAAAGGUGGACGCGGCCUCCCGUGAGGAUCCCUCGAAGAGGACCCUGGGCUCCGAGAGGGAGAGGAGGUCGGGGUGGUCGUUUUCCGCGGGGGUCCCCAACCACGCCCCCGGCGGCUUGAUCUGCGUGACCAAGACCUCCCCGCAGCCGGCCAGGGCGGCCGCCCCCAUCCAGUCCAGGGCCGGCAUGGAUCCCGUGCAGAGGACGAGGCGGGCGCCGCUGGAUUCCGCCGCGGACCGCAGGUCGCGGUACAGGGUUUCGUCCGUCAGGGCUCCGAUGGAGGUGAUCAUCAGGUCCCUGCCCAUCUCGAGGCACCUCUUUCCGUGCUCCCGCACGGCUGCCUGCCCCGCGGCUUCGAUGCAGAUGUUCCAAUCGGAACCGGCCGCAAAAAACUCGUCGGCGUCCGUGGUGCACCGAACGGCAGCCGCCGCCGCGGCCCUGGGUUCUUGGCUUUUUGGUGGUGCGAUUGGUGGCGACGAAUCGUCCGUGAGCACGGAACGGACUUCCUCCUCGGACCGCUCCCUCCGCACCAGGAUUGCCGCGAGAACCGAAGGCCCGGCCUGCUGGUUGGCGAUCAUUUUGGCCACGGUGCUGUUGAUCGCACCGCAUCCGAGCAAACCGAUCCGCAGGGGCUCCCGCUUGCGCCUCUUGCGGUGGUUCGCUUCGGUGCCUGCAUCGGGGGUUCCUUCUGCUGGAUCGGCCAUGGCGGCAACGAACGCCUGCUGUGGUGGAAGCACUGGGAGCAAGUUCUACAAGCUAAGGGACUGCCCGGCGAUCAAGGAUCGAAAGCAAUCGGAAAAAUAAAAAAAAUAAGAUCGGUCGUG
Pseudo-nitzschia multistriata is the source of this 1265-nucleotide messenger RNA. NCBI's taxonomy places the organism in Eukaryota, Bacillariophyta, Bacillariophyceae, Bacillariales, Bacillariaceae. The record is from the annotation of a GenBank genome assembly.